AUGGCUGGCGAUCUGGAACAGAUCAUUGCGCGGCUGCAAGAUGUACGGAAUAAGAGAUCUCAGGCGCAAGGCCUAGUCGGUGAUCUCCAAAUAUGCGUGACUGAGCACAAGGCACAACUUGCAGAAGCCAGAAAGAAGCUCGGUGAUGCGCGGCGCUCACUCCAGGAGCACAAGGACACGGCUACAGGUCUAAUCAAACGCUUUAGCGAUGAGCCUCAACAUACCCCUGCAACACCCGUCACUGUUGGAGCCAUCCCGGUUGUAGCUGAGACGUCUGCAGAGGCUGCCCGUUUAUCCAUCGCGGAGUGCGACUCCCGCCCCAACCGUGAAGGUGGACACAUGAAGAGAGUAGUCGAGUCGAUUGUGAGCUCCGGGACUCAGAGGUCACAGUCCUUCGAGCCAUUAGAGGUAAUCCACACCCGCUUCGAGAACGUGGUCUUGUUGGAUGUUGAUUGGACCGAGAUUCGAUGCCACCUCUGUGGCACCAAUGCCUGUGGUGAUGGCAGGCUUUUCAAAGGGCUUAGCGGUCUUUACAAUCAUAUUAAAGGCAAGCACUCGAAAGGGAAGACUGUUUACACCAGGCAGGACAUACUCGAGAAGUGCACGAAACGCUUAAUUGACGCUUAA
Messenger RNA from Recurvomyces mirabilis, 627 nucleotides. RefSeq lists its product as uncharacterized. The record is from RefSeq and is a predicted model, not a curated record. The transcript has 2 exons. NCBI's taxonomy places the organism in Eukaryota, Fungi, Ascomycota, Dothideomycetes, Mycosphaerellales, Teratosphaeriaceae. The coding region runs from base 1 to 627 and encodes 208 amino acids.